AUGGAAGAGGAUGACGGUCGUGAUCUGGAGACGGGCGAGGGGCUCGCCUUUGGGCCGAGCGUGGAGGUGGCGCGGGCCGACGAUCGGGGCAGGCUGGUGCGAGCACGGCGUGAAGGAGUGAAGGCGGGCGAGACCGUGGCGUUGAGCGAAGUGUUCGUGUGGGCCUACAUGCCGCGCGAGACCAAACGAUUGUGCGCCCACUGCGGCCGCGCCCUGUUGCCCUCCACCGCCCGACGAUGCCGAGGCGGGUGCGCCCACACCUGGUACUGCCCGCCACCAUCUACAGAAAAUCGAGAUGGAGAUUCAACGCUCUACAAAAAUGAAGAUGGCGAGAUUGUAGAGAAGAUGGAAAAGAUGAUGGUGGACAAGUCGUCGUGCGAACGAGAGGGAGACAGAUACCACGGCCUGGGAGGGGGCGGGGCUGGCUGUCGCUCGAUGCGACGCUACGAUGCGGCCGUGGCGACCGGGCUGCGCAAGGGCACGCUGGCGCCGUCGCUCUUCGGGUCGCAGGAGGCCACCAUGUUCGCUCGACUCGUGAUCGGCGUGCUCACCCACCCCGACCGACGGCAGCGUGCGCUCACCUUCGCCCUCGAGCCCAACACGCACGCCCUCUCGCCCACUCGCUUGGCUCAGUACGAACAAAUGGCGGAGGUGGUGGCCGCGUCGAUUUCGCUGCCGCGCGGUGCAAGGAAGGUGACCAAGGACGACGUGGUGCGGCUUCUGUGCAUCCAGCAGUGCAACGCCUUCGGGCUCUCCAACGGCGAAGGCGAGAUGACAGGCGUUGCCCUCUAUCCCGCUCUCUCCCUCUUCAACCACUCAUGCAUGCCCAAUUGCGCUGCGGUCGAUGACGGCACCGGAAGCAAGCGCGUGUGCGCCAUCAAGACGCUGGUGGCCGUGCCGCCAGGCGAGGAGCUGACCAUCUCGUACAUCGAUCUGGACCUGACGCGCGAGCUGCGGCAGGACAAGCUGGAGGAAAGCUAUGCGUUCCGAUGCACCUGCGCGCGCUGCCGAGCGCCCGACGCCGACGAUAGCCCUGCGGUGGCGGCCCACCUGCGACGCAUCACCUGCGGCAGCUGCGGGGGCUCACUCAUACCCGCCCCGCCCGGCCAGGAGCUCACCGUGGCCUGCAAUUCGUGCCCGCUCGUCGUGCAGCGACCAAACGACGGCGACGACGAUGCCGACGCACUCAGCAGUAGCGGCACGACUGUGGUCUGA
Messenger RNA from Acanthamoeba castellanii str. Neff, 1215 nucleotides. RefSeq names its product Histone-lysine N-methyltransferase. NCBI's taxonomy places the organism in Eukaryota, Discosea, Longamoebia, Acanthamoebidae. The transcript has 4 exons. The record is from RefSeq and is a predicted model, not a curated record. Gene Ontology annotation, molecular function: protein binding. Bases 1 to 1215 code for a protein of 404 amino acids.